This is a messenger RNA of Podarcis lilfordi (Lilford's wall lizard), 25700 nucleotides long. Lineage: Eukaryota; Metazoa; Chordata; Lepidosauria; Squamata; Lacertidae. The record is from the annotation of a GenBank genome assembly.
AUGGAGGAGGAGGACUCAUCAUAUAAGACCAUCUUUUCCCUGGGGCGGUUUAAGAUCCGCAGGCAGCAGAAUGGACCCCCCUCGGACCAAGCCAAGAGUGCCCCCAAAUGCCCGGCGGAGCUCCCACCACCUUCGCAGAUGGAGGAAAACGGAUCUCUUUCAGACCCUCCGGAUUACGAGACCACAAUUGAUGCCUGCCCUCGCUAUGAAUUCUACGCCCUUUCAGCACCUCCUGGGCGGCGGAAGGUCCGCCCGUCGCUGGACAUGCUCAGAAACGCAGAUCUGGUGAGACCUGCUAGAGGGCACUUUUCCGUCAAAGGUGGCGUCUGCCAAAGUUUUCCAGAAAAUGUACAUCACUGGGUGCAACAGCACACUUUUGAAAACAGCUGGCAAGGAGGGACCUUUUGCUGCAUGUUAAAUGGACGAGGGGAACCUGUGGCCCUGCAGAUUUUUCUGGACCACAAUUCCCAUCAUCCCUGGCCAUUGGCCAAGCUGUCUGGAGCUGAUGGGAGUUGGAGUCCAUCAGCUUCUGGAGAGCCACACAGGGCCGGCCCACUCAUGAGGCAAGGUGAGGCAACCACCUUGGGCAGCAGGAUCCACAGGACAGGAGAUCCGGCCUCCAAGGGAUGCAUUGCCCACUGCUGCUGCCGCAGUGGCAGAAGCAGGCCCAGCACAAUCUUGGAGGCCAGAUCUCUAUCCUCCUCAGCAGCCUUCCCCAUAGCCACCUCUACAGCAUCCUGUUGGCAAAAUGGAGGCCCUGCUGGUCUCUUCCCACCCUUGGUCCCCAUGUAGAUCUUUAUUCCACCCGUGUUGCUGGUGUAGAGCUUCACUCACCCCUUCUUCUCUGGCAAAGCAUGGCUGUGUGCCAUUUUGCGGUCCACCUCAGGUGCCAAAAUGUUUUGAGCUGGCUGUGAUGCCAGAGGUUCCUCACCCUUGGUGUAACUCAACGGGAUGGGCCUUCCCACUUGAAGAAGACUACUUGGGCAAUUAAAAUAUCACCCUCCUGACCCACCCAAGUUCUCCUCUUUUCCUUCUGUCCAUUGCGCCAAGCAAGACUUCACAAGAAGCGAAUGCAAAACUAACAGAACGCUGGCAUCCUCCCAAACUUGGGAUGUUUUAUUCUGUCCCUAAAUUUCAAUGUGUGCUUGUUAACUCCCUCAUCCCAUUCCCUUGCAUUGUUGUUUUUCACAGACAAAAGGAGAUCCCAGUGCCACGGAGGCAGAGGAGAAAGAUGUGGAAGCCGAUGAACCGGAAGCGGAACCAGUCCGCUUUGGCUGGGUGACCGGCGUCAUGGUAAAGUCAAAAAAUGAGUGGAUUAAUUGGAUUGCAGGGAAAGGAGAAGGGUGCCAUCUAGUCCCAGGAGUAUAAAAUAAUGUUGGGAAGAUGCAAGCGAAGCAGCAACAGUCAAUGAAUUGGUCCUGAAUUAUAUAUACAUAAAAGGCAACCAAUAAGACAUACAACAUAGAUUCAACCUUUGCUGUUCAGAUGUUUUGGGAUUACUGCUCACCUCUGACUCAGCCAGGGCAGCAGUGCUGGCUGCUGGUGCUGAUGGAAAUUGUAGUCCAGAACAUCUGGAGGCACCAAAACUCUCAGUUUCUAACUUUUCAAAUCUUAAAUUCAGUUCUCCACAUUUUGCAGCAACUUGUAAUAUUUUUUUUUAAACCCUGCAUGAAAAUUCACCAGCAUUUUAGUGUGAAUGUCCUAACCAACCCCUUUAGAUGUGCAGUUUGGACUAAUGUACGCAAGCAAUUUUCCCCAAUAUAAAUCCACUUUUGCAUGUUAUUGUCACCAACGUCUUCACUUUUAAUGUACACUUUACACCCAGUUAUGCAAACACCGUUGGGCUGGAGAACUGCAUAGCAAAAUUUGGAUGAGUGCGAAUUUUGAAAGAUACAGUAGUGGUGUGUCAGUUCGCAUCUUGUUCCAGAAGCUGAGAACUUGCUCACAUACAUACUGAAUUGAGUUUCUCCUCCAUCUCUAGUGUUGGUGUGCUAUUAGAUUCUCAGCUUUUUUCUUCUUCUUCUAUUUCCGAAGAUCCGGUGCAUGCUGAACAUUUGGGGUGUGAUCCUUUACCUUCGUUUGCCAUGGAUAACUGCACAAGCCGGGAUAGGUGAGAGUCUUUUUACCCACGGACAGCUGCGACUAAAAGGAAAAGAGGCUGUCCUCUUUUUGUGGUGUGUUUUUGUGGUGUGUGAACUGUUUCGCACAAUGCUUUUGUGCUUGAUCCUUGAAUCCUGAUGUGGACACCUGUACAUGUUUGAAAAUACAUUUACAUCAUGUAUGCAUAAGGUGGGGGGGGUGAGAGAAGAGGGAAGAACCAUAGAAUUGUAGAGUUGUUGGGGACUAUGAGAGGUCAUCUAGCCCAACCCUCCGCGAUGCAGGAAUCUUUUGCCCAAAAUGGGACUCGAACUCAUGUCCCUUAUAUUAAGAGUCUCGUGCUCUACCAGCUGAGCUACCAUAUGUGAAAUAAGAGAUAUAAAUGUGUUGAGGUUGUCAGGUUGUUCUGUCAACCAGGAUAACUGUCAGUAAUUAAUGAAAGUGGGUUUCAACUAUUUAGAAUCUGAUUUUUUUUUAAUGAAACCAUUUUCAAAUAUUUGUGUGAAAUCUUGAGUUGUAACCAGUGUUACUCAGAGUAGACCUAUGGAAGUUAAUUAACAUAACUAAGGCCCCCAUCUGCUCUAUACAUCUAAAGCAGUAGCUUACCUUUAAACAUUCAUAGCUUCCCAGAGCUAUAUUUCCACACUUCUCUGUGAAGACAGACUGUUAAACCACUUGGAAUUGUAGCUCUGUGCAAGGAACUGGGAGUCUCCUCACAACUAUUAGUACCCUUAAUAAACCAUAAUUCCCUGUACACUUUGGGGGAAGCCGUGGCUGAUUAAAGUGGCAUGACACAGUUUUUAAUAUAUAGUGCACAUUGGGCUUUUUAGGCUCAUUAAUAUCAACAGGACUACAGUGGUACCUCGGGUUACGUAUGCUUCAGGUUACAGACUCCGGUAACCUGGAAAUAGUACCUCAGGUUAAGAACUUUGCUUCAAGAUGAGAACAGAAAUCAUGCUCCAGCGGCGCAGCGGCAGCGGGAGACCCCAUUAGCUAAAGUGGUGCUUCAGGUUAAGAACGGACCUCCAGAACGAAUUAAGUAGGACGUGGCAAGAUCCAGAGUCCUUUUUAGAUUUAUUUAUUUUAUAAUUGCAAUUUUCCCAAGCCUUUCAGUACUUUCAUUCAUAAAAUCUGCAUCCCCAUUCAUAAAAACUGAGAGUACUCCAAUCACUUCCUGUAUCUUCCUUUUAAGAAAUCAAAGAGCAACAUUUUCUUCUUGUAUCAAAAAUAUAUAGUGUUAUUAAGUAACAAAGUAACAAAGUGCAGUUUAAAAAGUAUCUAAAGACUGAUGUGUCUCCAAAGUUUUUUUCCCAUUCACAAGUCGUUUACAGUGGUACCUGGGGUUACAUAAGCUUCAGGUUACAGACUCUGCUAACCCAGAAAUAGUACCUUGGGUUAAGAACUUUGCUUCAGGAUGAGAACAGAAAUCGUGCUCUGGCGGUGCGGCAGCAGGAGGCCCCAUUAGCUAAAGUGGUGCUUCAGGUUAAGAACAGUUUCAGGUUAAGAACGGACCUCUGGAACGAAUUAAGUACUUAACCCGAGGUACCACUGUACUGCAAAAUCUUCCCUUCAAAAGACAGGAGUUGACUUCCUUUUUAGAUUCCGUCUUUGCCAAAUCUAUAUUAAAUCCAGUUCUUUUUAUUUUGAAAAGUCCAUUGUUGUCGACAAUACCUUUUUUCCCUUGAAAGUCUGCUGCUUCAGGUGGCAAUUCGUGGUUUCAGGUUUCUGAGCUGCGCUGGAGCGACGGGCAGGCUCAGGCCACUGUCGCACCCCACCCCCCACUCGCUGCUGAUGCAGCGGUGGGGCUCCGGCGAUCGUGGCGAGCCUCUUCAUGCCCGGCUGGUCCCCUUGACACCCCACUGCCUGUGGGGCUUUUUUGGGGGGUGCCUAGCAGGUUUUCAACGUUUUUGAGGCUCCCUUGACCAAGUGCCUUCUUUCUACCACACCCCUGUGGGGCUCAGGAGCCCAGUUGUGUCACCCCUUGCCUGCAGAGCUGGCAGCCUCUCACCCUUUUUUGAACACCCUCCCUUGUGGAGUGUGUUCACUCAGCCUCCCCUCUCCUUGGGAGUCCUCUGAGCUGCCCUCCGCCCUCUGCCCCAAAGAGAGGUGCCUCCUCCCUGACCAGCCCCAGAGGCACAAUUCUCCUGGGGAGCUUUGUAGCCAGGACAGCUGCAACGAACAGCCGUGCAAGCCUUUGGGAGGCAGAGAUGUGAGAAGGCAUCAAGGGAGGGAGGGAAGGAAAGAGGGACAGAGGCCAGUGUUGCCUGCAGCACCCUUGACCAUCAGUCAAGGCACCCCAGGGUGCCACGGCACACUGGUUGAAAACCACUGGCCUGAACCAUUAGGUUCAUAAAGUGGGUGUUGGUGAGGUCUGUUGGUGAUGCUGACAGGAUUGCUAACUCACUCAGUUACCUCUUUUCCUCCCCCUCCCCAGGGUUAACCUGGCUGAUCAUUCUAAUGUCUUCUGUGGUGACCAGCAUCACGGGGCUCUCCAUCUCGGCCAUCUCCACCAACGGCAAGGUCAAAGCAGGUAAGCCGUCUUCCUCUUCACCAAAUGGAAGCCAGUCCUUUUGCCCCCCUGUGCUAGGCAACGGCCACAUUCAUGCCAUACCUUUAAAGCAGGAGUAGCCAAACUAAGGCCUGGGGACCGGAUCUGGCCCAAUCGCCUUCUAAAUCCGGUCCAUGGAUGGUCCGGGAAUCAGUGUGUUUUUACAUGAGUAGAAUGUGUCCUUUUAUUUAAAAUACAUCCCUGGGUUAUUUGUGGGGCAUAGGAAUUCGUUCAUAUAUUUUUUUCAAAAUAUAGUCCGGCCCCCCACAAGGUCUGAGGGACAGUGGCCCGCCCCCCCUGCUGAAAAAGUUUGUUGACCCCUGGUUUAAAGCACCUUGAGGCCCCUUUCAGCAGUCGUGACUUCCCCCAAAGUAUUCUUUGUUAAGGAUAUUCUGAGUCAAUAGAAGACCCCCUAUUCCCCUCACAGAGCUACAAUUGCCAGAGUGGUUUAGCAGUCAAUUCCUCUUCACCGGCAACUUGGGAACUGUAGCUCAGGGGGUGGGGAUAAGGGUCUCCUGACGACUGCCAGCACCCUUAGCAGCCCACAGCUCCCAGAAUUCUUUGAGGAAACCUACAAUUGUUUAAAAUGGAGCUUUACGUGUAUGGAGCAAAUGUGGCCAUUGAUAAAGGUGGAAUGAGCAAUAAUUGGUAAGUGUGUGGAAACAAUAUUUGAACAUGCUGAAAGUGGGUUGCUGUGGUGUUGCCACAGAGAGCUGCAACAAGGCUGGAGUCAGGAGUCAGCGUUCGCAGACACCUGCCUCACUGCCGGCCCUACUGCCUGUUCCCCUGACCUCUCCGAAUGUCUGAACGCUUCCAAGAGUGAGGAGAAGGCUCAGCAGCUUCCAAAUGCGUUUCUCUUUCCUUCCAGGAAGAGAUGCACAUUGAACCCAGGCUUGGAGGGAAGCAAAUGAGUGCUGUGUUGACAGUGGCGAGGGUGGGGUAGGGUGGGGUCCACCCAGGAAAGGAGCCCCAAUGUGGGUAUCUUCCCCUAGGGUCUCUCAAAAUAUGGGGCCCACACUAAGCUACACAACUUUGCUGGGGGAAAUGCUUCCUUCAGAGAAACUGGCUUGAAUCCAAAUCGCUUCCUCUGAAUCAAGCUUUCCCAAACUUGGGUCUCCGGCUGUUUUUGGACUACAACUCCCAUCAUCGCUGACCCCUGCCUGGUCCUGCUAGCUAGGGAUGAUGAAGGGAAAAACAGCCGGACACUCAAGUUUGGGAAACUCUGCUCUAAAUGGGCUUCUAAGGGAUUCCAUGUAGCGGCCAAUCGGCUGGUCGGUGGUUAUAGCCGGCCCCUUUGAAGGUGUGUUCCCAGCACCAAUCAGCUGCUUGACACUAGCUGCACAUCUUCAGAGCCAGCCCUGAGGAGUAAAUAACAUCUGAAUUGUCUCCUGGCGCAGGGGGUACCUACUUUCUCAUCUCCCGCAGCUUGGGCCCAGAGCUCGGCGGCUCCAUCGGCCUUCUCUUCUCCUUUGCCAACGCCGUCGCUGUGGGCAUGCAUGUGGUGGGCUUCUCCGAGACUGUCAAGGACCUCCUUGUGGUACGUGUGGCACGCGCUCCCAUGCCAUCCUGCCCCAUGUAUUGGCCUCUACAUCCAUUUCUUUAGCAACAGUUUGACCUGCAGAAAUUAUCGGGUGGCCCUGUUGAACUAUUCUAGUGUUGGUUGUGGUGUGUUUUUUCUGGCCAAAUUGGCAACACUGCAUAGGCUCUUCUUAGACAACAACAACAACAAAAGUAAAAACAAUAUUUAUUUUUAAUUUAUAUGCUGCCCAUCUGACUGGAUUGCCCCAGCACUCUGGGUGGCUUCCAACAUAAUAUCAAAACACAAAAACCUUCAAACAUUUUUUUAAAAACCUCCCUGUACAGGGCUGCCUUCAGAUGUAUUCUAACACUCAGAUAGAUGUUUAUUUCCUGGAUGGGGCAAAAAUGGGGAAGAAAAGUGAUGUCACAUGGCAACAGUCUCCUCCCCCAAUUUGCACAUGCUCAUUAGAAUAUUCUAGUGGAGACACUUAUGCUGGGAAGAGGAGCCUUUGGGAGGGGGCAGGGUUGCAGCUUGGUGGCAGAACGUUGGCAUCGCAUGCAGAAGGUCCCAGGUUCAGUUUUGAGGUAUGAUAGGAAAUGCCCCUUGCCUGAAACCCUGGAGAGCUUCUGCCAGUCAUUGUAGUUCUGGGUGAGGAAACUCCCACCUGAUCAGUGCCUGGCAGUGUGACUGUCUGGGAGCCACAUUUAUGCUCCCCUGGGUUCCACAAUGGCAGAGGGCACCACUCAACCCCUGAGCUGCCAGCUCUGUUCCCCUGUGCUCUCAGCGAUGGACACGAACCAAGGACCCAAAAAGGAGAAGGCAGUCCCAGGGGAGCAGGUCAGACCUGCCUUUGAGGCUUAUCUCACCUUCACUCUUCUCCAACAGGAGUUCGAUGGGGUGAUGAGCGACCCAACAAACGACAUCCGCAUCGUGGGUGUGAUCACCAUCACUGUUCUCCUGGGCAUCGCCCUGGCUGGCAUGGAAUGGGAGGCCAAGGUAACUGGAAAGGAAACCAUAUUUGGAUUUGGGUAACGGGGUGCAGUUAAAACAGAGCGCAAAGUUUCAGGAAGCCAGGAGUCCUGGGGCUGUGGCGGUUGGGUGUGUGCGCCAGCUUUGAUUUUAGAAAGAGCAGAAGAAGAAUUCUCGUCCCGUGGAGAAGAGAAGAGAGGGUGUCAAUCAAGAAGAGACCCUGAGAAUCAGGGCCAGAUAGGGCUGGCUUCCAGUUGGGUGAAGAAAACGUUUGCUAGGAAGCGUGGCUUCAUUUAAUAAUCCCUCUCUUUCCAGGCUCAGGUUGUCUUCUUCUUCGUCAUCAUGAUCUCCUUCAUCAAUUAUUUUGUGGGCACCUUCAUCCCAGCCACUCCAGAGAAAAUGUCUAAGGGGUACUUCAGCUAUCGAAGUAAGGGCUACGUCCUCCACAAUCUGUUGUGCCCCAGGCAACCAGCUUCCUCCCAGAACCAUUCACCCUGUAAGAUUUGCCCUGCUGGGACAAAACAAUCCCAGCCUACCUAAAAGAGAGGAUCAGCUGACUUCUGGGGCUUGCUUCCCCUUGCUUUCAGCCCAGCUGUAUCUUUAUCUGACUCCCCCACACCUGACAUCAGGUGUGUGCCUUGGCUUGGCCAAAACUGCCUUGCAGGUCAAAUGGAGAAGCCUGCUGGGCUAAACGUUCCUCACCUGGGCUAAACGUUCCUCUCGGUAGUGGCUCCUGCCCUGUGGAACGCCCUCCCAUCAGAUGUCAAAGAAAUAAACAACUAUCUGACUUUUAGAAGACAUCUGAAGGGAGCCCUGUUUAGGGAAGUUUUUAAUGAUUGAUGUUUUAAUGUAUUUUUAAUUGUUUGUUGUAAGCCGCCCAGAGUGGCUGGGGAAACCCAGCCAGAUGGGCAGGGUAUAAAUAUUAUUAUUAUUACUAUUAUCAUUAUUAUUAUUAUUAUUAUUAUUAUUAUUAUUAUCACCACCAGCACCACCCUUGAUUCAGAAAUUUGGUUUGACUUGAUUAUCUCUUUAAAAAGCUAGAACAUUCUCUUCCUGCCCCACCAUUGCGUUUGAGUAAAUCUCCUUUCCUUUUCUCUCCUCCUUUUCCAAAGCCAAUAACUUCUUGGACAAUAUCGGCCCUGAAUGGCGAGGCGAAUCUGGCAGCUUUUUUGGCAUGUUCUCCAUCUUCUUCCCUUCGGCUACGGGAAUCCUGGCUGGUGCCAAUAUCUCAGGAGACCUCAAGGUAAAUUGUUCCGGGUCUGUGUUUUGCUUCUGCUUAAUUUAGUCAAUAAUGAAUUGCAUUUAUAUCCCACCUCUCAUCCGGGCAGCUCAAGGGGGUGAGGUUGGUUCUCCCCCUCCCCAUUUCAUCGUCACAACAACCCUGUGACAUAGCUGUCAACGUUUUCCUUUUUUAAAGGGAAAUUCCCUUAUUCCGAAUAGGCUUCCUCGCAAGAAAAGGGAAAAGUUGACAGUUUUGCCCUGUGAGGUGGUUGCUAUGUGUAACCGUGGGCCCUCACCAGGUCUGCUGGACCCCAGGAAUUGUUUGAAUCUGAUUCAUGUAUUUUUGAUGGCUCUGCCUUUCCCUCCAAAGCCGCUAGCUGGAGUUGCAGCAGCUGAAGGGGGCAAAGGGAUGUGUUGUCAAACACCUAGUGGUUUCCCAGCUGUCUGACUUUGUGGAAUGGCUGCUGGUGCGAACAGUUCUGGGAGGGGAGGGACCAAAGGGCAACCAGGUGAAGAAGGCCUUGCUGCCUCACCUCUGCCUCCGAAGAGCAGUGAGGUGGAAACGCCCUUGGCCAGUCGUACCCUAAACCCUGCAAUUAUUGCUCAUUGUGCUGUUUCCUUCGCAGGACCCGGCGGUGGCCAUCCCCCAGGGAACACUCAUGGCUAUCUUCCUGACAACCUUGACGUACCUAGCUAUCGCUGCCACCAUAGGUAAAAAGCUUGCCUACAAGAAUGGCGCGUGCCAGGGCUGCGCCAAGACACUUUUGCUGACCCUGAGGGGCCUAGCGGGAAGACAACAACGGAUUUAGACCAUGUUUGCUGCUUGGUCUCCCAGCGACUUAUUUUAAAACGUGAACGCCUUACAAUGCUGACUCGUUCCUACGAAAACACACAUCAUUCAUUAGAAAUAUAUUCAAAACAAACCUCUUCCCUGCCCUCAGGGAAGGAGCAGGGUGCUUUAGUAACUCACUGUCGCAGGAAUCUCAGGUGGCACAUUUCACAGCAAUGUAAUUAUCCAAGACUACAUACACCUGGGGCUUUUUUUCAGCCGGAACUUGCCGGAACUCAGUUCUGGCACCUCUCAGGUGGGCACCAUUGCCAUUAUAAGAGAACAAGGGAGGUGUUCAUGGUGAGUUCCGGCACCUCUUUUUUCUAGAAGAAUAGCACUGCAUACACCAGGGGUAGGCAACCUAAGGCUCGUGGGCCAGAUGUGGCCCAAUUGCCUUCUCAGUCCAGCCCAUGGACAGUCCAGGAAUCAGUGUGUUUUUACAUGAGUAGAAUGUGUGCUUUUAUUUAAAAUGCUUCUCUGGGUUAUUUGUGGGGCAUAGGAAUUUGUUCAUUUUAUUAUUCAAAAUAUAGUCCAGCCCCCCCACAUGUUCUGAGGGAUGGUGAACUGGCCCAUGGCUGAAAAAGGUUGCUGACCUCUGGCAUACAACACCCUGGGAACGAUUGUUUACCCUUCAUAGACCCAGCGCCCUUAACAAACUACAGUUCCCAGAAUUCUUUGGGGUGGAGGGAACAUGCUUUAUAUGCAUCAUUUUUUAAAAAAAUUAUUUACUCAUUUUUUCAGUGCAAACAUCAACCACAAGAAACACACAUAACAAAAACCACAAUAACACUAAUAACACAAUUUAACAAUUCAGAUUUGAGUACUGAUAUACUACACCUUUUUAACAAUAUUUCCCCACCUCUCCUCCCCCUACUUCCCACCACUGUCCACCUUAUCGCUUAAGUAUUCCUUCCAGAUUUCUUCAUAUUUAUCCAUUCUUAAUUUGCGUUGAUAUGCAAUUCGUUCGUAUGUAGCUAGUCUGUCCAUAUUGUCAAUCCAUGUGCUCAAUGGAAUCUUUUUGCGGCUCUUCCAAUUCAUCAAAACAAGUUUUUUUUUAUGCCUCAUAUGCAUCAUGUGCAUGGAGCCAUAGUCUGAGGUGGGAUGUUUUUACCUGGUGCCUCCCUGCCUCCAUUCUAUGUAUUAAAGUGGAUCAGAGGUGCAGCUGAAUCAUCCUUUGACACGGGCAGAGCAAUAGUGUCUCCCACGGCACCUGAAGGCAGCGGGAUCACAUAGCAGACGCUGCACGGCUUGGUCUGCUCCCUGCCACCUGCCCCAUAGCAACUGCUUGACCUCCUGGCUUUGCCCUUCCCCUGCUCAGCCCAUGGGGCUCUCAUGGCCACAAGAAGCCCUUCACCUCAAAAUAAAUAAAUAAUGGCGGCCUUUCCUCUUGCCAGGCACCUGUAUGGUCCGCGACGCCUCCGGCAACCUGAACGACACCAUGGCGUCCGCCAACUUCACCAGCGGGGACUGCGUUGGCCGGGCCUGCGAAUACGGGUGGAAUUUCACUGAGUGCACCGUGGCUGGGACUUGCGAAUAUGGUUUGGCUAAUGACUACCAGGUAGGGGAAGCCGGUGUUCCUGCCUCUCCUCCCUUGGCUCUCUGUGGGACAGGACUGAGGCCUUGUAGCCGCAUUUUGGGUUUACUGGGGUUCUCCUCCCCCUCCCAUAAUACGGUUUUGUCGUUGCCUCCCUUGUCUCUUAGACCAUGAGCUUGGUGUCUGCGUUCAGCCCCCUCAUCACAGCUGGGAUCUUUGCGGCCACCCUCUCCUCAGCUUUGGCCUGCCUCGUCUCUGCCCCCAAGGUCUUCCAGGUAAUUUGGGGAAACCGUGUGUGUUUGUGUGUGUGUGUUAUACCCAAGCUCUGCUUGGAGUUCAAGAUGUAAGGAAGGCUGUGGAGGCUGACCCACUGGGCCCCAUGGGGCACUGCCCCAUCAACUUGUCUGCCCGUACCUGCCUUGCCCGUCUUUUUUGCUUACAACUACCCCAGAGGUGACCCUGGCAGUCAACUUCCUUCUAAACCCCACAGAACUCAAAUUACAGGAAACCCCCACAUUUACACGCUUUUCGAGCAACUGCGCACAUGCACAUUGCGCUGAACCCGGAAAUGACCCGCAAACCUCACCGAAAGAGGCAGGCGAAAAACCGGGCUGUUUGCAAGCUUUCUUGAUGGUGUUUCACCAGCGCUUGUAGUGCCUCGGAACGUAAACUCCUCUUAAAUAUUGGGGGGUGGUAUUUGCCUGUAAUUGACCCUGCCUGUCAUCAGCUCUAGCAAAACCUAUGGUUUGUUUGCUUGUUUCAUGAAAUAAUAUAUACUGCUUGACUGUAAAAAACAACAACAAAAAACUCAAAGCAAUUUAUGGAAAGAUAAAACGAGAAAAUCGAAUUUGCAGCAGUGCUUUAAAAUGUAGAAAAGUUAAAAUACUGAAACGGAUCAAAGUUAUUUCAACUUUCUAAGGGCCUGGGUAGGCUUGUCGCAACAAGAAUGUCUGGGUAGGGACGCAGGUGGUGCUGUGGGUUAAACCACUGAGCCUAAGACUUGCCGAUCAGAAGGUCGGCAGUUUGAAUCCCCGCGAUGGGGUGAGCUCCUGUUGCUCGGUCCCUGCUCCUGCCAACCUAGCAGCUUGAAAGCACGUCAAAGUGCAAGUAGAUAAAUAGGUACCACUCUGGCGGGAAGGUAAACGGCGUUUCCGGUGCUGCUCUGGUUUGCCAGAAGUGGAUUAGUCAUGCAGGGCACAUGACCCGGAAGCUGUACGUCGGCUCCCUCGGCCAGUAAAGCGAGAUGAGCGCCGCAACCCCAGAGUCGGCCACAACUGGACCUAAUGGUCAGGGGUCCCUUUACCUUCACCUUUAGGCUUGUCUCAACAAGAAUGUUUUUAGCAGAUGCCGAAAAGGGAGCUGUGGAGGUCCAUGCUUUAAUCUCAAUAGGCUUUGCUGCCUUCCAUCCUGCAUAGCAGGGGGUUGGACUAGAUGACCCUUCCAGUUUUGCAGUUCUAUGAUAGCACGAGCCUACCAGUCUCAAUAGGGACGCAGGUGGUGCUGUGGGUUAAACCACUGAGCCUAGGACUUGCCGAUCAGAAGGUCGGCAGUUUGAAUCCCCGCGAUGGGGUGAGCUCCUGUUGCUCGGGCCCUGCUCCUGCCAACCUAGGAGUUUGAAAUAACUGUGAAGAUCUCUCCCAUUGGACAUCUCCCUCCAGUGUGGCCUAGUGGUUAAGAGCGGUGGACUCGUAAUCUGGUAAACCCGGUUCGCUUCCCCGCUCCUCCACAUGCAGCUGCUGGGUGACCUUGGGCUAGUCACACUUCUCUGAAGUUUCUCAGCCCCACUCACCUCACAGAGGGUUUGUUUUGGGGGAGGAAGAGAAAGGAGAUUGUUAGCCGCCUUGAGACUCCUUAGGGUAGUGAUAAAGCGGGGUAUCAAAUCCAAACUCCUCUUCUUCUUCUUCCUUCUCAUUUGUGCUCCUCUCCCCGCCCCCCCAGUGCCUUUGCGAGGACAAUCUCUACCCCCUCAUUGGCUUCUUCGCAAAAGGAUAUGGAAAGAACAAGGAGCCGUUGAGGGCCUAUGCUCUGACCUUCCUCAUAGCUGUUGCCUUCAUCCUCAUUGGUAAGCGAGACCACCUCCCCUCCCUUAUUUAUCAGACCCGCAAUUUCCACCCCUGGAAGCUAUUAUUUUGUGAUUGACACAGUGAGCUUCAGGGCUGAGUGGAGAUUCUAAACCUGGUCUCCCAGGUCAUUGUCCAAUAUUCUAGCCAGGACACCACACUGGCAUUUGGGUGUCAGGCCACGGCAUUCCAGUUUUCCCAGGCUUUGGGUCAUUCGUUGAGAUCAUAGGGUGGUAUUCAACUAUGUUGAGUUUUAUACAGAGUGGAGCUCUUGAAAUUAAUGGACCUCACUCAGCCAUGUGUCUUAAUUUCAAUAGGUCCACACUAACUUAAAACUAGCAUAGUACCCAAACUGUUGCAUGCUUUCUGGUAUAUCUCGUGGUGUUCAUUUUUUAGUAGGGUGGGGGUACAGCAAUCCUUUUUAUAAUUUUAGGGAUUUUGCUCCAUCGUUUUUCUCAAAUACUUGAUUUUUUUCCCCUUAUGGGGGCCAUGCUGCUUUUGUCGGUCACUUUGUGACUUUUGUGUGUGUUUGGGGUUAAGGAAUAAAUGGGUGUACAGUGGUACCUCAGGUUACAUAUGCUUCAGGUUACAAAUGCUUCAGGUUACAGACUCCGCUAACCCAGAAAUAGUACCUCGGGUUAAGAACUUUGCUUCAGGAUGAGAACAGAAAUCGUGCCCCAGCAGCGCGGCGGCAGCAGGAGGCCCCCAUUAGCUAAAGUGGUGCUUCAGGUUAAGAACAGUUUCAGGUUAAGAACGGACCUCCGGAAUGAAUUAAGUACUUAACCGGAGGUACCACUGUAAUAAAUAAAAUAAUAAUAAACAAACAAAUAGCACAGACAUGAACGGCCUCCCUCGGGAGGUUGUGGACUCUCCUUCCUUGGGGGGGGGGGGUUAAGCAGUGGUUGAAUGGCCAUCUGUCGUGGCUGCUUUAGCUGAGAUUCCUGCAUUGCGGGAAUGACCCUCAGGGCCCCUCACAAUGCUAUGAUUCUAUGAAAUUAGCAGCGUUGAAUGCUAGCUGCUUGAGUAGAGCAUACAAGAGCACCCCCCCAUCCCAUCCCCUGUUCUGUGCCAGAAUACAGUGCCUCCUUGUUUACCUUUCCUUUCUUUGCCUCUGCAGCGGAUCUGAACACCAUCGCCCCCGUCAUCUCCAAUUUCUUCUUGUGCUCUUAUGCCCUCAUCAACUUCAGCUGCUUCCAUGCCACCAUCACCAACUCCCCAGGUAAGGUGGGUGGUGGGCAGGUGGGCUGUGUGGGAGGUAGAAAUGGUGUAUUGGGGGGGAGGGGUAUGAGGCAGGAAAGAGCAAACAUGUCCUUCUGGGAAAGACGAAUGAGCCUAUAGGCUGGGCAACUUGUACCAGGCAGGAACGGGUUGGUCUGCAUUGCAUUCACAGCGAGCUUUUCCCAGUUGAGCCACUGCCAGGAAGGCUGGGGUGAGAAGUGAAAGGGGCAGAGGAAGGUCCUGAUUUGGGCCAUGGCACUCUCCUUAGGCCACACUGCCUCCCCUACCCCUUCCCCACCUGAAUCUUCCUGCUUAAACAGCUUGCUGCUUUUCCUCCCUGUGCCCCCUUUCCUCAGAAUGAGGAAAGCAAGCUGGAAAAGAGGUUUUGUAUGCAAGGGUAAGAGCGGUGUGUGUGUGUGUGUGUGUGUGUGUAAAAGUGUGUAAGGUAUGUGUGUUUUUAGCCUUAAUAAUAAUAAUAAUAGUAAUAAUAAUAGUAAUAAUAAUUUAUUACUUAUACGCCGCGCAUCUGGCCGGGCCUCCCCAGCCAGUCGGUGGCUUCCAACAGAAUAUUAAAAACACGAUAAAACGUCAGACAUUAAAAACUUCCCUAAACAGGGCUGCCUUCAGAUGUCUUCUAAAAGUCAGAUAGUUGUUUAUUUUCUUGACAUCUGGUGGGAAGGCGUUCCACAGGGCGGGCACCAACAAGGCCCUCUGCUUGGUUCCCUGGUUCUCGCAGGGAUAUUCAGUCCCUGUCCACUUUUCCCAGAGUAAAUUUAACCAUUAGCAAAGAUCUCCUCGCCAUAUUCUCUUCUGUCUUCUCCAUUUUAUCCUCACGACAACAACCCUUGUUGAGAGAGAAGCCCAAAUUUAACCCAGUGAACUUCAUGGCUGAGUGGAGGUUUGAGUGUCUUCUGAGUUCCGCACAAGAUUCUGGACCUGCAUGGCCAACCAGCAGACAUUUGGAGGGAAAUCGGUAGCCUCAAAUACCUUUGAGGGGCCACGUGCAUGUGUGUAGAGUUGUGUUAGGUCAAUGAUAGGAUAAACCAGGGUGACAUCUGGGCUCCCUCUCUGUGUGCAAUACCUUUUGAUCUCACCUGUGUUCCCCCAUCAUCACCAUCCUCCAGGCUGGAGGCCCUCCUUCCGCUACUUCAGCAAAUGGACAGCCCUGUUUGGCGCCAUUGUCUCCGUGGUCAUCAUGUUCCUGCUGAAUUGGUGGUCGGCCCUCAUUGUCAUCGGGAUCAUCGUCGUGAGCUUGGCCUACACCACCUACAAGAAACCAGGUGAGGGGAGCCUGGCGUUGGAUCUGAGAAGCAAAGGGUGGGGUGUGGGUAGAACGCCCCAGAUCUCCACACCUUCUUCCCAGCUUAGUUUAUAGAAAGAGCUGUGAACUUCAGGUCCAAAUGUCAAGGAGUCCUGGUCAAGGCUUAUUUAUGAAUUCUUCAUCAUUGUGAGGACUAUACCACGUUGUGGGUGCUAUGCCUCUCCCGCUUAAGGCAGCAUGUGCCUCGCCAGCGCCAACCACUGGAACCUUCUCAGCUGGAGGAGAUUUUAUUUCUUAACCCAAUUCACAGAAUCCCAAAGUAUCAUACCAUGUUAAACAGCCCCACCCCCCGAUAGUUUCUUAAGGGUGCCUAGAGUUGCUAAGGGAACUCUCUCAGAGCUACCGUUCCCAGAGUAGUUUAAUAAUAAUACCUUUAUUGUCAAUGUACAACCUGUGUACAAUGAAAUUAAAUUUAACAGUCAAUCCAUCUUCCUUGGGAACUCUGGGAACUGUAGUUCUGUGAGAGGAAGAUGGGGGUUUCCCAACAACUCUCAGCACCCUUGACAAACUACACUUCCCAGGAUCCUUUGGCUUUAAAUGUAUCAUGCAGCUGGGGCCCAAUCAGCUGGUGGCCAGGGCUUGAAUAGCACCAUGUGCAACUCCUUUCAAGCUCCUUUCAAGCAGUGUGCUGGCAAGGGCCGAUGGGAAUUGUAGUCUGAAACUUCUGGAGAGUUGGGAAGCCUGGGCAAGGAGGGCAAAUAGCCUUACGUCAGGCAAGAUCAUCUCCCUGUGUCCUGAAGUGGAUCCUUCAGUGUGGGGUACCCCUCUAGGUCCUUCUAGUAUCUGAAUCCAUCGCAGAAGGUAGAUAUGGACUAAAGCUCUUCUUCCUUUCUCUCCCCUGCCCACAGAGGUAAACUGGGGUUCCUCAGUGCAGGCUGGCACCUACAAUAUGGCCCUGUCAAAUGCAGUGAACCUGAACGACGUAGAGGACCACGUCAAGAAUUUUCGGUGAGGGAGCUACUUUAGGUCCAUGAGCCAGAUUUCCUUGGUGCUGUUCCCCUUUCUGGGGUGGGGUUGUUCAAAGACUGGGGAGGCACAGCACAAUCCCGUGCAUCAUGUUUACUCGGAAGUAACUUGUACUAUGCUCACUGGAGCUUGCAUUUUAGGAUUGCAGCCUUCAGCGUAAACUCGGGGUUAAAAAUGGUCACACCCAUGCCAUCCAUUUAAAGCACGCUUAUACAAUUUUAAACAGCCAUGGCUUUCCCCAGAGUAGCCUUCUCCUUGAGAGGUCUGGAGGGUGGCAACAUGAGAACAGGCCUUUUUUGCAGUGGCUCCCCGUCUGUGGAAUGCUCUCCCCAGGGACGUUCACCUGGCACCUUCAUUACACACCUUUAGGCACUAGGCAAAAAUGUUCCUUUUUAACCAGGCCUUUGAUUGAUCUGAUUUACAUCCUAAGCCCUUUAAAAAUGUGUGGUGGUUUUGUUUUCGGGGGGUGCUAUUGGGUUUUUAUUUUUAUUUUUAUUAUGUAUUUUGUGGUUUUAUAUCUUGAUUUUUUUCUGUGAAACCCCCCCUGAGACCCCCAGGUAUAGGGCAGUAUAUACAUUCAAUAAUAAAAUAAAAUCCUGGGAACUGCAGUUUGCUAAGGUUACUCAGAGUUGUUAGGAGUCACCCUGCCCCCAGAACUACAAAUCCCAGUAAUCAACUAAGUGGCCCCUAGUUACAGCUCUUUCACCUUCCUAGGCCUCAGUGUCUGGUCCUCUCGGGCCCACCCAGCUUCCGCCCAGCCCUGGUGGACUUUGUCAACGCCUUCACCAAGAAAGUGAGCCUCAUGAUAUGUGGGAACGUGGCUGAGGUGAGUUUACCUGCCCCGAGAGGGCCUUGUGGGGGUUGAUGGAAAGAAAAGAGGCCGGGGAAAUCUGACGAGCUGGGAUGGAUGCUGCCAUUUUUAACAGACUAUCAAUCUUUUUAUUGCAUGGUCAGCUGGGAGACUCCUCAUGCUUCGAAAACUACAACGAACAACUCCAGUGGCUCAGCACGCGCAAGAUCCGCUCUUUUUACAACUUCAUCACAACAGGGGACCUGAGAGCUGGAGCCAGGAGCCUCAUGCAGGUGUGUAAGGGUGUGUCUUGACCUAGAGGGGUCGUUUUAACAUUGGGAGUGGGGCAACAAAGGCAGAGGGCAGAUCCACACCAUAGAUUUACAGCACAUCCGCCGUACAUUACUUCCUCCAGAGAAUCCUGGGAACUGCAGUACAGUGGUACCUUGGGUUACAAACACCUCGGGUUACAGACUCUGCUAACCUGGAAGCAGUACCUCAGGUUAAGAACUUUGCCCCAGGAUGAGAACAGAAAUCAUGUGCCGGCAGCAGGAGGCCCCUAAGGUGGUACCUCAGGUUAAGAGUGGUUUCAGGUUAAGAACGGACCCCCAGAACAAAUUAAGUUCAUAACCAGAGGUACCACUGUAUGUUAAGGGUGCUGGGAAUUGUAGUUCUGGGAGGGGAAAACAACAGAUUCUUGUGGAGGGGAGCCGUUUGCUUAAAAUGUGCAUCGGAGGUGCUUUAAGUGUAUGGCACGAUCUGUCCAGAGAUGCCAAAAAGCAUGAAGGGAUGGAGGACAUUGAUGUGCGUAGUUUGAGAGUGGAGCUCUUAAUUCCUCUGUACACAUGUGGAUGCUAGGGUGCUCCCUCGCGCAGCAAGAGGGGCCAGGGAGUUCAGCUUCCUGUCCUUCCAAUUCCUUCCCCUCAUCUAAGAUGGGUGAGAAUGAACCAAAAGCCCCAGAUCCAAUCUGUGACUCAAACGAGGAACCUUCAGACCUGUGUGAGACUUCCCUGUGUGGUGAGCCACAGAACUGCAUGUUGCAACAUCUGCCCCUGGCAAUUCAGUGUCUGCAGUCCCCUGGAUUGGCCUUGCCCACCAAGACUGGUCCUCGGGUCCUCCUGGACCAUAAGAAGGUUCCCUGCUCGAGUUCAGUCUUCCUCAAGAAGCAAGGUCUUCCUGAGACCUGUUGUGCCAUCUGGCUUGGCCUCUGGUCCUGAAUUCUGCCUUCUUUCUCAACCCUGGUCCCAGGGUUUUCCCUUUGUCUUUGCCUUCUCUCUGGUUCCGAAUAUUGGCCUCACUCCUGGUUCUUGGCUCACCUCGGAGAUCAGCCCAUGAUGCCCUCUGAAAAGGAAGUCGAGGAGGAAGGGGCAGGAAGAAAGGCCUCUGCUUGGGACACUGAAGAGCAGUGGCCAGGCAUAAGGACAUGAGUCCUGCUGGAUUUCUGUCCUUUAUACAGCUACAGGUUAAUGGCAGCCCCUGCGCUCUCUCUCUCUCUCUCUCUCUCUCUCUAGGUCUCAGGUCUCGGGCGACUCAAACCCAACACCAUGGUCCUGGGCUUCAAGCAGGAUUGGCAGACCGACAGUCCGCAGAACCUGGAGAAUUACGUGGGCAUAAUACAGUAAGGGCAUGGAGGCGACGGGAAGGGGAAGCAGCGGAGGGUUUAGGAGACUGGGCUUAAACUGGUUUCAACAAAAUGUACCGGAUGCUUAGAGGAAUGUGUGUUUGCAAAGCCAGUGGGCUGUAUGGCCCAUACAUGCCUGAUGGCAAGACCUCUGAAAGAUAAUGUUUCCUCCCUUUUAUAGCAGGGUGGGGAUGCUCUAACCUUCUAGUUGUUUUUGGACUCAGUCCAUCAGCCCCCAGCCAGCAUGGCCAAUGGGGAAGGGUCACCUGUUCCACAUCAUGCCUUGGCUUGCCUGGAGGGAGGAAGAUAAUGUGUGUCAAAACCUCUGGCUAUUGAGUGGCUGGAAUGGAGGCACCUGCUUUGCCUCUGGCCCUUGCCCCACCACUCAUAUCUGGCCCCUGGAAGGUUGCCCAUGAAGCAGUGCGGCCCUCGGGAUGAAAAGGCUUCUCUACUCCUGGUUUCAACCAAUUCCAGCAGCAGCAAAGAGUCUUAGUCAGGUGGGCCGAAGUGCAUACAUAAUGUCUGGCAAUUCUUUUCCUUGGCCCAGAGCCCCUGCUUUCUUGAAAGGACUAAUUGGGCAGAAUACAACUUUGCACAUGUUCAGAGGUGCUCUCUUCACGAGAUAACCUCAUUAAGUAGGGAGAGACCACGUUGCAUGUUGAUCUCUACAGCUCUCUCUUCUCCCCCUUUCCCCGGUUGCAGCGACACUUUUGAUUUCAGCGCCGGAGUGUGCCUAGUCCGGAUGCGCGAUGGACUGGAUGUGUCGCGGAAGGUGAAAGCGCAAGGUGGGUGUGUCCAGGAAAGGGGGCGGGGCCUGAAAAUGCUGGAGGCUGUAAGGCCUCCGUCUAGUUCUGGAAGAAGAGGGUACUUGAAAGAGGGAGCUGUCCUUGGUGGCAAAACGCUCAGCGGCUCUUGUGGUUGCUCCAAGGCUAGCAGAAGCAAAACAGAUUUGGCAAAGCAGUAAAUGCUAUGUCUAAAGAGAGAAAGAGUGGAUGAAAUAUCUUAAUUUGCAUCAUUCGUUCUGGUGUUGUUGGCUUCUUAAAAAAACAACAACACAGCCUCAACUAAUCCUCUCUUCAUCUCUCUCCGCAACAGUGAACAUGGGCUUUGAAGACUCGGAAGCAGCGCUGGGCAAAGAGAAACGGAAGUGUAAGUUGGACGCCUUGAGUGAGGCUGCUCUAAAAAGAAAAAAUGUGGUUUAGUAGAAUGAGCUAAAGGACUCUUGAGUAGACAAAGCCCUCCCUGGCAGGGGUGCUCUGGCCAUGUCCCUACUUGGGCUGAAUAGGGGUUUGAAUGAAGGUGUUCCAGGCCCAAAACUCAGGAGCUUCAAAAAUGAGUACUAGAAGCUUGAAACAUACUGUUUAACUGUAAAUUUUAAUUUGGGUUUCUGAUAUUUUUAUGCUUUAGUGGGUUUUUGUUUUUUUACUGUGUGUUUUAAUCACGCAGCGCAUAUUUGAAUUGUGGAUAUCUUAAUUAUGGAUGUUCAUAUGUUAAUGAUUGUGCAAUUGACCUAUUUGCUAGGAAACCACUAAGAAGCCAAUCCUGGCACCAAGCCUUAGCUUAGUUAAUUAACUAACUAAUAAUGUGGGGGUGCUAGAGGGGAAUCGCUGCAAAGACUCCCCCCAUUCAUUUACUCUUCUCUGCAGGUGACAGCUACAAAGUUGUCGGUGCUGACACACACCUGGAAACCUAUUUCCAGGGCAACCAGAAGAAGAAAAACAUUGACAUCUAUUGGCUCUUCGAUGAUGGCGGUACGUAUGGUUCCUUCCGAGUUUAAGUUUGCUCCUAUCAUCAUCAUCAUUUCUAUACCACCUUUCUUCCAAAGAUCACAGGGUGGUUUACAAUAUUAAAAACACAUAGCAUACUAACAACCAAAGCAACAGCCCCCACGCAUAGUUUAAAAGGUCCUAGAAUGAUUGUUUAAUUAAUAACGUGCUAUACAUCUGAGCCCAACCCAAUUCUGGUUUCCUAGCAACGUAAUUUCCCCCUCACUGACCGUCUCCCAAGGAGAGCCCAAAUGGUGCAGUGUGCUCCCUUUCUAGAGGAGCGGAGGCCUUGCACCCCAUUUCCUUCUGGGGGCAGGGAUUUGAGCAUCAAGAAAAGGCUACAGGGAGCACACGGCCGUUGCUUCUCUUCCUAAAUUCGGAAUCCAUCUUUGUGGGUGGAGGAGUUGUGAACAGAAAGGGAGAGUUGUGUGGUCUGAGACUCAACAGGGUGGAGAGCACUGCCAUUGCAAGUUGGGGUCUACUAGCGGACUUCCAUCUGGUUGGCCGCUGGGAGAAGAGGGUUUUGGACCAGAUGGGCCUUUGGCCUGAUUCCCUGGGGCUUCACUUACAUCCUUAUGACUUUCCGCCUCCUGCUUCCUGGCUCCACAGGGCUCACCCUCCUCAUUCCCUACCUCCUCACCCGCCGGAAACGUUGGAGUCAUUGCAAAGUCCGGGUCUUCAUCAGCGGGCAGAUCGCGAAUGCUGAAGAGCACAGAGAAGAGUAAGAGGCUGGGAUUGGGGGCUGGAAUAAUGAAAGCCAAAUUAAAACGCUUCCCCUGUAAAGGAGGAGGAGCUGGUGAGCUUCUCGGAAGUUAAUGGAGGGCUGAUCCAAAACUUCAGGCUAGGUCCACUGGAAGAUAGUUUGCCCUUUGGUGCCGGAUUGUCCCAGGCACUACAAGGGCGUGAGCCAUAAGUCAUUGUCCUGCUUUUUGCCUGUGUUCUCCUUAAUUCCAAGCUUUUAUCCGUUGGCUUUCUUUUUCCACAAUCAAGUUUUUGAUGUAUAUUAAUUCAUUAUAAACACACACACACACACACACACGCACACACACGUACAUGCGAAAUACAGAAAGUGAGAGAAAUUCAUGCAGAAGAGAGAAUUUUGACAGGUCCAUCUUUUCACACCAUCAUGCCACAGGAGCCAGAAGAGCUGCGCUUGUUGACAUUCCUUCUUAUGCCCAUUUAUUAUGCUGUUUAUUUAUUUAUACGCCACUUAAAUUUACACUGCAUUUCUUGUAUUUAAGACACUUAACAUGCCGCUUAAAUUUACGCUGCCUUUCUUGUAUUUAAAGCACAAACAAAAAUGGGGCAAUGAAACAAUAAAAAUUCACCAAAAAAAUAUUGUAAAGGGGUAGGAACCAUUGCAACCACAGUGAAACAUCUUCGUACCUUCUGGUCUCCUCGCGGUUAGUAGAGAAAUACUUGUCCCCUUUCCCCCCAUUCCCAAUUUCUGUCUUUCUCCUCCUGAUUUGCAGGAUCCAUCUUUUGUUGACCAAAUUCCGCCUGGGAUUCACCGAGGUCGUGGUGCUGCCUGAAAUAAUGUGGAGGCCGGAAGAAACAAGGUGAAUGCCCUGGGCCCCCCCUCGUUCUUUGCUCCCUGAGGUCUUGUCUUUGUCCCACAAUCCCUCCGCCCCAACCUCAAACAGAAACCCCGCUUCUAACUCAGCAGCCCUCAAAGCUAGUAGCUUGGGGGGGGGGGCAGGCUUUUUCUGCAACAUGUCACUGAUGCAAUAAUAGUGGUGGAUUCAUACCCAUUCACACAUCAUUCUGCAAAACUUCCCCAUUGCUGUUGCUGGAGGGCCAACUCCCUUGCACGUUAACCAGCAGACAGGAGAAGAAGAAAUCCCAGAACAUUUGCAGUAUUAAAAAGCUACAAGAAGUUACAGGGUAUGCACAGAUUGGAAACGAAGCAAGAUGUCUGCGCGGAAACCUCUGCAGGCGCAAACAGUAUUGAAAGUGGGAUCAUGUGUACAACCUAGAACAAUUUCAGACCACAAUCCAGUUGUAUUAACAUUAAGGGGAAAGGGGGAAAGAGAGUCUAGGAGAUGGAGGAUGAAUGUAGCGUUACUUAAUGAUGAAAAAAUAUUGCAAGGAGCUAAAGAAUUAAUGAAAGAAUGUUUUGAUCUAAAUUGCAACCAGGCCAGAGGUUACUUUAUGCAACAUAAAUCAAUUAGAAGGAAAAAGAGAGAGAAUAAAAAAUUAGACUUGCCUGGAGGGGCAUUUAGUGCGAGUUCCUCUUGUUACAAUUCUUGCUCACCAGUGACAGUCUAGCAAGGUUGUGUAUUUUGUGAAUGAUGAGCGCUCUACAAAAUGGGUGAGGAUGUUUUGAAAUACACAGCUGUUACUCAAGUUGCCAUUUUGAGCUUGGAAUUUUCACCCAGGAGAGAAACAGGGCAGAGCGAGAGGAAUAGUCAUUGUCUACAUCUGACGUCACCAGCAGCCCUUAGCUUUGCAGCGAGAAAGAACCAUUUUCUUACUACUGUCCCUAGUGGGUUGGGACAUUUCAGGGUCUUUAUGACUUUUUGCAAUUUUUUUUUUAUAAAAAAGACUCUCACAAAUUCAGCCCUUGACUUUCCUGUGCCUCUUGACAGUACUGCUUUGGUGAAACACUACAAGCAAGCAAAGGCAGACUGGAAAACAGAUGUCUAGACCAUAUAUCUACAUAUAUUUAAAGCUAACCUCUGUACAUUCAUACAUUUUGAAAGCAACAGGUUUGGUGCCUCCCUGCUUCCCCCACUUGGGAGUCUGUGCAAAAAGCCUUGAGGUUCCAACCCCAAAUUGUUCCAUAGGCCGGGAUUGUUGUUUCCACUUAAGAAUACAGUUCCUUCAUGUGGUUUGGGCCCUUCCUCCCGUUUCUCCAUUUUGCUCUGCUCUGUCUUCCCAACUUUGGCUUGACUUGUUCCCCUUCUUCCCUCCCUCCCCCACCUUCCUAUCAUGGCAGUCGCAAAGAAUUUGAGGACCUCAUAGCUCCCUUCCGGCUCAAUGAAGGCCAGAAAGGCCAGGAAACCGUGGAAGAGAUGCAAAAGGAUGCACCAUGGAAGGUCACAGACGAAGACCUCCGAGUCUACAAGAAGAAGGUGGGGUUUUUUUAUGGAUUCUGUCCCCAGUGUUUGAGGGUCCUGGGCAAGGGGGUGCCUUAAUUCAGUUCGUAUUAAAAAUUGAACCUACCUAAUUUGCACUUCCUAAAACAAUGUGCGAACCAAAACAGAGAGCCGUCCUUCGUAAUCCAAAGUGGUGGGAGUUUUCUGGAGGCCGGUAGCUUCCCAUUCUGGUUCCAAUAGGGCGAAAGAGUCUACUGAGGUUUAAAGGAGCGUGAUAGGGGGAAGGGGUGACCAAAAUUCACUUUUAACACGUCUCUCUUCCUCCUUUUCCAACAUGGCGUCUUCAGUCUGAACAGCACAUGCGUCUACAUGAGAUACUUCAAGACCACUCUAGGAAUGCAGCCCUCAUUGUCAUGUGAGUCACUUCCCUCCUUUUUUCUUCUUCAAACAUUGAGAUCCCUGAAUGGGGUGGUUUUGCCCCUGUCCCAUGAUUCUUGUGCACACACCCCAUUGGGUUCCUUCUGAUUUCUGACAGAAGAUCCACACCAUGUGGUUGAGACAUAAUGUAACAGAUGCAGCCUUCAUAGGAAUGGGGGACCUGUGGCCCUCUAGAUUUUGUUGGACUACAACUCCCAUUAUCCCUGACCAUUGGCCAUGCUGCCUGGGGCUGAUGUGAGCCAUAGUCAAUAACAUCUGGAAGGCCACAGGUUCCCCAUCCCUGCUCUGAAGCAGGUUUCCCAAACUUAGGUCUCCAGAUUUAUUUAUUUUUUAGACUACAACUCCCAUCAUUCCAAGCUAGCAGGACCAGUGGUCAGGAACGAGGGGAACUGUAGUGCAGAAACAGCUGGAGACCUUGUUUCGGAAACCCUGCUCUAGGGGCUUGUAGGCCUGGUGGCAAACUCUCUCAGGGCCCAGGGUGACCCCAAGCAACCAGCUGCUGGUCCCCAUUUCUCUGAAGGGUGGGUGAAACAACAGUCAUCGUCCCCCAUGUUGUGGUGGUGAUAGUAAGGGCCACAUAUAUUCCAAUUCUGCCCAUGAAGAGAAUUCGGCACUGGGUGCAAAAAAUCAGGAGCUGGUCCAAAAAUAAAAGAAAAUUCUCGGCUUUCUGAACACAAGUUCCUAGCACACAAAACUACCUUGAUACUAAACAUUGGGUCCAUCUAGCUCAGUAGAGUUCACACUGGCCAGCUCCCAGGUUUUUGAACAGGGGACAUUAACAGCCCUACCAGGAAAUGCGAGGAAUUGAACCUGGGACCUUCUACAUGGAAAGAGGAUAAUCUACCACUAAGUUAUAGUCAUACCUCUGCUCCCGAACGCCUUGGGAGUCGAACGUUCUUGCUCCCGAACGAUCGAAAACCGGAAGUGAUUGUUCUGGUUUUCAAACGUUGUUUUGGAAGCCGAACGUCUGAGGGGCUUCCGAUUGGCUACAGGAAGCUCCUGCAGCCAAUCAGAAGCCACGCUUUAGAAGUUGAACGUUUUGGAAGUCGAACGGACUUCUGGAACGGAUUCUGUUCGACUUCUGAGGUACGACUGUAUAGCUCUUUCCUGGAAUAAUUGGUUCCAGAGGAGUGGGACAAGCAUCAGUAUCUUACAGCAGUGCAGAACGUUGGCUGCCAUAGGCCAAAACAGGCACUGAGGGCCUGUUUUUAAAGAAAACAUUUUUAAUGGAUUAGUUACUUGCAAUACUACUAAUAAUAAUAAUUUAUUUAUACCCACCCAUCUGGCCGAAUUUCCCCAGCCACUCUGGGCUGCUCCCAAUCGAGUAUUAAAAACAACACAGCAUUAAUAUUAAAAACUUCUCUAAACAGGGCUGCCUUCAGAUGUCGCAAGCAGCCCACCCUCUCUCAUGUGCCUUCCCGUUUUAUUUAUUUAUCCCACCUUUCCUCCAAGGAGUCUUACAUAGGUUGUUCUCCUCUUCCUCCCCACAUUAUCCUCACAAUAACCCUGUGAAAUGGGGUUAGGCUGAGAGUGAGCGACUGGCCCAGUGGGGAUUUGAACCCGUCUCCCGCGUCCUAGUUAAACGCUCUUAACAUUCUCCCUACCCUCCCUCUGUUUUUCUAGGAGCCUCCCGGUGGUACGGAAAGGGGCCUGCCCAAGCGCCCUCUACAUGGCCUGGCUCGAGAUGGUCUCCAAGGGCCUUCACCCGCCGGUCGUCUUCAUCCGAGGCAACCAGGAGGAUGCUCUCACCCUCUACUGCCAGUAG